AUGACAGCGAGCACUCAACGUAGUCUCAACCAAGUCCAUCUCGAUCGAAAUUAUAUAGAUCAAGACCAUCUCGAUCGAGAUCAACUCGAUUUCAAAGAAGCUAUAGUAGAUUCUAUUGCGCGUGCUAUGAAAAUCUCCGUUUAUACUAAAUUUUCGAAAAUGACUCCAAAGAUACUCACAGACAAACAAACGCCAACGACUAUCACAGAAGAGAAAACUGCAGAAGAGCAGAUGUCAAAGUUCGUUGUGGAGAAGAAGAUGAGCAUCGAAUUACUAGAGUUGUCCACGAAGUGGAAGACGUCUGGCGGCAUAGCAAGAUUUGUAUCGAAGGACGAAGCAAUGACUGCAUAA
This is a messenger RNA of Thelazia callipaeda (thelaziosis nematode), 351 nucleotides long. The record is from the annotation of a GenBank genome assembly. Lineage: Eukaryota; Metazoa; Nematoda; Chromadorea; Rhabditida; Thelaziidae.